GAUACAGACCUGGACUUUUUGCCAUUUCUGGAGCGCGUUAGCUAGCUUAGCUUUGCCAACCGUUGCCGCCAGUCAGCGCUGUUUAGCUGGUCGUUAGAGUUGAGAGCAUGUCAGUCAACUCUUACGUUUUAUUUCAUACGUCCCUUUACAUCCCUCCAAAAUGAUUUGAGGACGGUGUAACCUAGCUAACGUUGUUUUAGGCAACAACAAAAAGUCGUUAGCUAGCACAUCCGGUUCCCUGUUUUCAAAAUAAGAGGCCAACUCAGUAAGCUCAUCAAAGUCUCAUUGCUGACAUGAGGAGAAUGAAGAGCAUGGAAUUGCCUGGUAAUGAUCUUCCAGUCCAGUAUCUACGCCUCCUGGCCCCGCCCUUGCAGCUUUUGUCAGCUGCAGUGUGGCAAGUAGUGCAGCAGGGACUUGUGGACCACUAUGGGAUGCUGGAGGAGUUUGUUACCAUGGUGACGGAGCUGGUCCCAGAGCUGAUGAGCUAUAGUCAGAGGGCUCAGCUCAUCCUGGGACUCAGGGCCAGGCUGGUUCUGGAGAUGUGUCGAGGUGAGCACCCAGUGGACAUGCAGACCAUUCAGCCGCAUCUGGACAGAAUUAAAGCUCCUGUUAGCACUGCCAAGGAUCCCCAUGUAACCAUCGACCAGGUGGAGGAAUCUGAGGUGAACUUUGUGGAGUUGGUGCAUUCAUUACUAGAGGAUCCCUCUGAAAGAAAAUAUUUUUUCCAGGAAAUAUUCCCCCUAUAUUUUGGCUCCAAGUAUGACGCAGCACUUGAGAUGCUGGUGUGGGAGUUCAUAUCAAGACUGGAGCAGCUGCUGCCGGUUCCAGACUUCACACAGUUGGCAACUUUGCUCGGAGACGCUCCGUCAUUCCUAGACGACUGUUUACAAUCCUUCUUCCCGCCAGAGGACAUGAAGGCUGUACUUGAACAUCACAGAAACCUCGGCCAUUUUGAAGAGAAAGAUCCUAGAUUAUUACCGAUGGAUGACUGCAUUCUCUCCUCCCUGUCUCUGCCUCCUGGGACCAAACCUGUCAUGAACACCGCCUCUUGUUCACCUGCUCUCAAAGACUCAAACCCUCCAGAGCAAGAAGGACGUCUUGAUGCUCCCUUCAACACUAGCGGCCUCGAGAGGGCGAGCAGGAGGAGCUCUGAGACACUGAAUCAAAGACUGAAGGAGACAGGAGACUCGGGCAGUUGGCAGCUUAGAAGCGGCAACAUUUCUCAGGAGAGGAAAGUGCAAAACUCAAUUACUACACGGCCAUGUGAUGAAACCAUAGACCUCACUACACCUAAUGAAACUGUGGACAGAGAGUCAGCAGCUAACGACAACAGCCAAAGUUUGAGGGGAGCGCGGGUUCUCAGGAAAAGGAAACUGAGCGGAGGUGUGGACAUUCCUACAAAACAGCCUGCGGAGGCGCCAGCUUUCUUGUAAGAUUACCACAAAUGUUUUGUUCA
This is a messenger RNA of Micropterus salmoides (largemouth bass), 1456 nucleotides long. RefSeq lists its product as uncharacterized. Gene Ontology annotation, biological process: telomere capping; regulation of telomere maintenance via telomere lengthening. Bases 294 to 1433 code for a protein of 379 amino acids. Gene Ontology annotation, molecular function: telomeric repeat DNA binding. NCBI's taxonomy places the organism in Eukaryota, Metazoa, Chordata, Actinopteri, Centrarchiformes, Centrarchidae. The record is from RefSeq and is a predicted model, not a curated record. Gene Ontology annotation, cellular component: shelterin complex. The transcript is spliced from 7 exons.